Messenger RNA from Caenorhabditis auriculariae, 1007 nucleotides. The record is from the annotation of a GenBank genome assembly. Lineage: Eukaryota; Metazoa; Nematoda; Chromadorea; Rhabditida; Rhabditidae.
AUGUUUUGGUUCGAACUAGCGAUUUUGCUUUUUAUUUUCUACGGAGCUGAUGGUAAAUUAUUUUAAAUAAAUAUUUGAUUAUGUUCAUCGUUUUCAACGGAGCUCUGCGAUGAAAAACAUAUUUCCGCUAAAUCUAAAUUUUUUUAAAAGUAUUUUUUUCUCGGUAUAUUUCUAGAAUCCCAUGAGAAUUUCUCGUUUUAUUUUAGAAACAAGCACAGACAAACUCUUUGAUUACAGCAGAAAAUUUUUUUAUUUCUACUUUGCAGCCCAAUUCUUAUUCUUUCCGCAACAGCAGUUUGGAGGUUUCCAAAGAAACAACGGUUUUUUUGCUCAGCAACAGCCGUUUUUCAAUCUGUUCUCACCUCCAAUUACAACUGUAAGAUUUGCAAUAAAGAUUUAAUUUUACAAGGCACUUUCAUUUUGAAAUUGAGUGAUUCCUGAAAUUCAGCUAAAGCACUGUUCGAUGAAAACGUGAGAAUCUUGAUAGUCUUGCAGGGAUCCACAGCUUUCAAAACUUGUUUCCGAAACCAAAAACUUUAGCAUGCUCAGAUUUCAGAAAUUCAAUCUGAAGCACCAUUUUCUUAUUAUUGAAAAAUCGCAAAGAAAAAAUACCUUGUUUUAAGCACAAAUCUUUCUUUCAGACUACUCAGACACCUAUUGAAUUCAUUCCAAAUCCAGAUUUGGAGCAGGGAAAUUUCCCACUUCCAAAUCCUCGCAUGUGGCCGGUAGGUCCUGAUUGGAAUGAUCCGAAAAACAGUUGGAGCCAGGAAACUGUGAGCAGUAAAUAAUUUUUGAAGGAACUUGGCCAUUUUAAGGGAUGGGGAGGAAGCGGAAGGACUUCUAUCGAAAAGCCUACAGUCCCUGAGAAAGCAGUUCUGGCGAAAACACGUAUGAACAAUUUUUUAUCAUUAAUACAUUUUUUAGAAGGUUCGAAAACUCUGACCGCCAAAAACAAGACAACUACCGUCAACCGGUCCAAACUUGCCGCCAGAAGGUUUACUUAUUGA